AAAGUCUACCCCCCUUCUUUUUUUAAGUUUCUCUCUUCCCCACUAUCUAUCUUUACAAAUCAUUACAACCCUUAUUCCCCUCUCCUUACUUAGCUUAGUUUUCUUUUGCUUCCAUUUUUUCUUGGCUUCAAGCUAAUUUCCAUCUCAAGAAAGUAGUAGAAUUGAAGUUAAAGAAUCUACAUGGAUCAAGUGAACCAUUCACUCCCUCCUCCUUUCCACACUAGAGAUUUCAACUUGCAUCAAUUCCAUCAAACCUCAGAAGAUGAACAAAGUGGGACAAGUGGUCUCAACAUGUCCGGCCAGAAGCGAGAUCGCGAUGACAACAACAACAACAAUAACAACGAAAAUUCAAACGGUGGGGAAUCAAAAGACGGAUUAGGCAUGACAGGAAAUUCUGGAGAAGGAGAGAUCACUAGAAGACCUAGAGGAAGACCAGCUGGAUCCAAGAACAAACCUAAGCCACCAAUCAUCAUAACUAGAGACAGUGCAAAUGCUCUUAGAACGCAUGUGAUGGAAAUUGCUGAUGGUUGUGAUAUUAUGGAGAGCAUAUCAAAUUUUGCAAGGAGAAAACAAAGGGGGGUUUGUAUUAUGAGUGGGACUGGUAUCGUUACUAAUGUUAAUUUGAGACAACCAGCUGCACCAGGUGCAAUUGUAACAUUACAUGGUAGAUUUGAGAUUUUAUCCUUAGCCGGAUCAUUUCUUCCACCACCAGCACCUCCAGCAGCUUCAGGCUUGACUAUAUAUUUAGCUGGUGGACAAGGUCAAGUUGUUGGUGGUAGUGUUGUAGGUGCACUUAUGGCAUCUGGACCAGUUGUGAUUAUGGCUGCUUCGUUUAGCAAUGCUGCUUAUGAAAGACUUCCGUUAGAAGAAGAUGAUCAAAAUCUGCUUCCAGUUCCAGGAGGAGGGUCACUAGGAUCUCCUCCUGGAAAUGUCGGAGGACCAGGACAACAACAACAGCAACAACAACAACAAUUGAUGGCGGACCCAUCUCUAUUUCAUGGGAUGCCACCGAAUCUUCUCAACUCCAUUCAAUUACCUUCUGAACCCUAUUGGGCAACCGGCAGACCUUCAUUCUAACUAGCUGGCUCUUUCAACGACAUUUGACAAAAUUGAAACGAUACAGAGAAGAUUAACAUGGCCCCUGACUAGUUGAAAUUCAGAAAAGGGGUAAUUAUUUUCUCUUGAUUUACUUGUUUAAUUAGCUUAAACUCUUGGUCUCUCUCCUUUCUCAUCAAGAACACUUGGAGAUGAUUUUUGGGAAAGGGUUUUUCGAGUUGUUGACUAUUUGAAGUUUCUUCAUAAUUCUUUCCUUUCAAUUACUUCACACUUUUUGAGUUUAGUUUUUUGCAUUUUCAGCUAGGGUUUUGGAUUGUGAUAAUGAAUUUGAUUAUGAUAUGAUCAUGAUGUGGCUGUAAUUUGAAUCAAAUGAAGUUAACUUUGUAAAUUCAAUGUUUUCCUGA
Lycium barbarum (goji berry) is the source of this 1460-nucleotide messenger RNA. Its product is annotated as AT-hook motif nuclear-localized protein 22-like. Gene Ontology annotation, molecular function: DNA-binding transcription factor activity; minor groove of adenine-thymine-rich DNA binding. Bases 181 to 1077 code for a protein of 298 amino acids. The record is from RefSeq and is a predicted model, not a curated record. The transcript has 2 exons. Gene Ontology annotation, biological process: vegetative to reproductive phase transition of meristem. Gene Ontology annotation, cellular component: nucleus. NCBI's taxonomy places the organism in Eukaryota, Viridiplantae, Streptophyta, Magnoliopsida, Solanales, Solanaceae.